AUGUCGCUCCUCGCCCUCCCAAACGAGCUCCUCCUCUGCAUCAGCGCCUACCUCUCUAUAAAAGAACUUUCGCAUCUCCUCCUCACCACCCAGCGUCUCUCUCAUCUCCUCACACCCUCCCUCUACCAGCUGGCCCUUAAAAACUGGAGGCGCGGAACCUCCGCCCUCUACUCCGCUGCCACACAUGAAAACCACACCACUGUCUCUCUCCUCCUUAAGAAUGGCGCCAAUACCCUCGGCCUCAAAAAGCACGGACGCACGGUCUUUCACCGUCUCGCCUCCAAUAAUGAAGCUAAAGCUCUCAUGAUCAUGCUCGAGUACGGUGUUGACAUCAACGAGCGGGACGAAAAUGGGAUGACAGCCCUGCACAUGGCGGUGCGGUGCGAGGGUGGAUAUACGCCGCUGCACACCGCAGUUCAUAUGGAGUCUCCCAUUGCGGUAGAGAUGUUGCUACGAAAGGGGGCACUUGUGGAUGCCCGCACGCUCAAGGGGGAGACGCCAUUGCAUGUGGCUGCGUGGAAGACACUGCAUAAGCUUGGGAAUAAGCCAUUCGACUACUUGGAUCACCCGGCUUCAUGGAACUUCUACGAGAGAGGAAUUACGAGUGUAGAGGCUGGGGGUAUCACAAGGCAUGAGGUUGUUGUUAAAUUGUUGUUGGAGUAUGGCGCAGAUGUCGAUGCUUUAGAUGAGACCAGCAGGACGCCGUUGCAUUUGGCAGCAACAAGAGGCAAUGAAGAGACAGCCAGGAUUUUGAUGGGGAGCGGAGCUGAUAUAGACGCUAAGGAUGGCGAAGGUAUCACACCGUUGCGGUACGCGGUGACAAUUGAUGAGUUCUCGUUUAAUGACGCGAAGGCAUCGUUGCUCAAGCAAGCAGCCCUGGUGAAGGAUCUCGGUCGUAAGAGAAUCCUAAGCCGAUUUGUGACGAUGACAAGACGACUAAAUAUCUUAUAUAGACAUUAUUGUGUCAGGGAUUAG
This is a messenger RNA of Morchella importuna, 975 nucleotides long. RefSeq lists its product as uncharacterized. Gene Ontology annotation, molecular function: protein binding. The record is from RefSeq and is a predicted model, not a curated record. Bases 1 to 975 code for a protein of 324 amino acids. Gene Ontology annotation, cellular component: nucleus; cytoplasm. The transcript has 4 exons. NCBI's taxonomy places the organism in Eukaryota, Fungi, Ascomycota, Pezizomycetes, Pezizales, Morchellaceae.